GGCGAGGAAAACGUUUCGCGAGGGGCUGCCAUAUAGAGAUAUAUAUCGUGUGUUGUAUAUUGCGCGAGGGAGCGAGGAGAGACGACGGUGUGUUGUGCGGACGGAUAUCGCGGGCCACGCCGCGCCGCCGCCAUGACAGCGCGCGCUACGACUAUCACAUAGGUACCACAUCAAUGUUUUUAAUUGAACAAAAAUGAACAGUGAGCAGCAUGCUCUGCCAGCGACAACGCAGGCUCAGCAAGAGGAAGUAAGCGCAGCUCAGAGCGGUCGCUCCUCAUAUCCAGGUGCCACUAAUACUCUAGCCGCAGCAGUUAGCCAACAACAGCAGCCAACCUCAUCAGCUAGUCUAACCAACUCCUCCGCGACGGAGCUGCGAGUAGGUACGACAAAUGCUGUGGCCAUAGCUAAUCACCUGACCAAGUACCUCGUCCUCACCAAUCUCUUUCCGGGACCGGUGUCGGUUUACCAUCAUCUACCACAUCAUAGAGGCGGUGCUGCCGAGCAGCAGGGUGGUAAUAAUAAUAAGGAAUCUGGAAAUCUGAUCAGCCAGGACAUGUCGCUGGCUUCGGGGACCCAUCAUCAGGCGUCCACGGCACUGCAUCAUCAUCAGGCUAAUGUUGGUAAAACUGGCCAUCAUACUUCUCUCCAGUCUGCUACCCAGAUUCCAGUCUCUCUACCAGGGCUCACUUUAGAUGGAAGUCACUUGCAGGCGAGCGUUAGUCACCUGCAAGCAGCAGCAGCUCAUGCUCAAAUACAGCAGAUGCAAACGCAACAGCAGCAAGCACAGUUGCACCAACAACAGCAACAGCAAGCUCAUCAUCAACUUCAGAACCAUCAAACCCAAGCUGGCCAAAAUCAAAGGGAUGACAAGAUUAAGGAGGACCCAUCCGAAAGACACGAGAAUCAGGUGCAUGCCCACGUUCAGAAUGAACACCAUCAGCAUCAGCAAGCGCAAGAUUUGCAACAGAAUCUGAUGCAUCAGCAGCAACAACAGCAGCAAAUCACAGUUACUCUAGGUAACUCGGUUGUGGAUGCUAGUUCUGUCAGAAUCGAAAAGAUUGAGAAAAAAGAAGAUAUUCGGCAGUUAAACAUGACUCAGUUUCAAGUGCCCGACCUUAAGUCAGGAAGCCACCUGAUGGAUGUCCGAACUGCAGAUGGAUCGAUUGUUAAGAUUAGUGCGGCGAGCGAUCAAGAUAUCGCAAAAACCUUAAGUGUUGAUAUAUCCCAGUAUAUCAACAAGGUAAAUUUUCCAACAUCGGGAGCUGUAAAUGUCGAGGAGCUGAAUCAGUUAAACCAAUUGUUGGCCUAUCAUGAAGUAUUUGGUAAACUGCAAGGCGAUGGAAAUACGACAUUAAUCGGUAGUACGAUACCGACGCAAACGGUCACGACGAUGCAAAACGGCACACCUGUCGCGCAGCAAGUGCAGCUCAACAAGUUCGAAAUCAAAACGAGCGACGGUGAGGCUACGCCUGGACCAAGCGCCUCACCUGUCUCGGCAGGCAGCCACGCCUGCGAGGUGUGUGGAAAGAUUUUUCAAUACCGGUACAUGCUAAUCGUGCAUAGGAGAUAUCACACCGAAAGAAAGCCUUUUACGUGUCAGGUUUGCGGCAAAGCGUUUAACACUGCGCCUGAUCUAACGCGACAUGGUAAAUGUCACUUGGGUAAUUCCAUGUUUACAUGUGCAGUCUGCUUCCAUGUGUUUGCUAAUGCUCCGUCUCUUGAACGGCACAUGAAGCGUCACGCUACGGAAAAGCCGUACAACUGUACUAUUUGUGGCAAAAGCUUUGCAAGGAAAGAACAUUUAGAUAAUCAUACUAGGUGUCAUACAGGAGAAACUCCGUACAGAUGCCAAUACUGCGCAAAAACGUUCACGCGCAAAGAACACAUGGUGAACCACGUGCGUAAGCACACGGGCGAAACGCCGCAUCGCUGCGACAUCUGCAAGAAGUCGUUCACGCGAAAGGAACACUACCUAAACCACGUGAUGUGGCACACUGGUGAGACGCCCCACCAUUGUCAAGUAUGCGGCAAAAAGUAUACGCGCAAGGAACACCUGGCCAACCACAUGCGUUCGCAUACUAACGACACGCCCUUCCGCUGCGAAAUUUGUGGCAAAUCGUUCACGCGCAAGGAGCAUUUUACGAAUCACAUAAUGUGGCACACGGGCGAGACACCGCACCGCUGCGACUUCUGUUCAAAGACAUUCACGCGCAAGGAGCACCUGCUUAAUCACGUCAGACAGCACACGGGUGAGUCACCACACCGAUGCGGCUUCUGCUCCAAAUCGUUCACCAGAAAGGAACACCUUGUUAACCACAUCCGCCAACACACAGGAGAGACGCCCUUCCGCUGUCAGUACUGUCCGAAAGCGUUUACGCGCAAGGAUCACCUGGUAAACCACGUCAGGCAGCACACGGGUGAGUCACCGCACAAGUGCCAGUAUUGCACGAAAUCGUUCACGCGGAAGGAACAUUUGACAAAUCACGUGCGUCAACACACAGGCGAGUCGCCGCAUCGCUGUCACUUCUGCUCCAAGUCUUUCACCCGCAAGGAGCACCUGACGAAUCACGUGCGCAUCCAUACGGGCGAGUCGCCGCAUCGCUGCGAGUUCUGCCAGCGCACCUUUACCCGCAAGGAGCACCUCAACAAUCAUCUCAGGCAACACACCGGUGACUCGUCCCACUGCUGCAACGUUUGCUCCAAGCCCUUCACGCGCAAGGAACAUUUGAUAAACCACAUGCGCUGCCACACGGGUGAGCGGCCGUUUGUUUGUACCGAGUGCGGCAAAAGUUUUCCGCUAAAGGGCAACCUGCUCUUCCACAUGCGCUCGCACAACAAGGGCAGCCAAGCCGAACGGCCGUUCCGCUGCGACAUUUGCAACAAGGAUUUCAUGUGCAAAGGCCACCUUGUCUCGCACCGUCGUUCGCACUCCGACGAGCGGCCACACACCUGUCCCGAUUGCGGCAAAAGCUUCGUCGAGAAGGGCAACAUGCUACGCCACUUGCGUAAACACGCUGCCGAAGGUCCACCCUCUCAGAUCAGCAGCGCGGCCUCGGUGCUUGCUGCCGCGGCCCAGCAGCAGUCUACGGUCAGCGGAGCCGCGACGGCCACUGUACUGCCGAUACCGCCCAGUGCGGCUGCUGCCGCGGCUGCUGUUUUGGUUGGACACCCUCUGGCGCCACCGCCUGUCCCUGCUGUCGCUUUGCCCCAACACACCGUCGUCGUGCCCACGCCACCAGGCGUACUCGCAUCUUACUGAGCCUCGGCUGGCUACGGACUGCAGCACCGGGGGCUCUUCUACUAGUGGAUAAAGUGCUACUCUGCUUACGGUUCUUUUUUAUUUUUAUGACAAUUUAUCGUACUAUUAUCAUUUUUAUUAUUUUUAUGAUUAUCAUCGUUAAGUUCGGUGGAACGCCGUUAAUUUUAUUGUUGUCGAAGUGCGACUUUGCGACUUGAUAGGUUAUCGGUUAAACUUUGGUUUUAGUUUAUCUGUGAUGUUUUUGUAGCAUAGAAAAGAUACCAGCUUAUACCUUUGUGACUUCAACCCGGUGAAUACGUUAUAUAUGCUUUGAUCUAAUGCUUUAUGUUUUUGGAAAUGAAAUACUUUAUUGCAAUGGUUUUUCUCAUUAAAAGUUAUAUCUUAGAAAUUCAUUAAUAUAUUACUUGUAACUAUAAAAUUUAUUUAACCCUUU
Molecule: messenger RNA, 3692 nt
Organism: Copidosoma floridanum
Lineage: Eukaryota; Metazoa; Arthropoda; Insecta; Hymenoptera; Encyrtidae
Biological process (GO): regulation of transcription by RNA polymerase II
Cellular component (GO): nucleus
Molecular function (GO): DNA-binding transcription factor activity, RNA polymerase II-specific
Source: RefSeq, a predicted model, not a curated record